This is a messenger RNA of Puma concolor (puma), 787 nucleotides long. It is a transcript of the gene CDC26, whose product is annotated as cell division cycle 26. Lineage: Eukaryota; Metazoa; Chordata; Mammalia; Carnivora; Felidae. Gene Ontology annotation, biological process: protein K11-linked ubiquitination; anaphase-promoting complex-dependent catabolic process; regulation of mitotic cell cycle. Gene Ontology annotation, cellular component: anaphase-promoting complex. The record is from RefSeq and is a predicted model, not a curated record.
AGUCGUGGCGCCAAUCGAAGAGCCUCUGAGGAAAGCGGGCGGAGGACGAGGUUCUGCAGGAGGGAGGUCCAGAGCAGUCUGGGAAGUGUAGUCCAGUGAGCUUAGCAGGAGACUCGUGGGGGGCGCCGGGGUUCCGGGAAGAGGCUGAGCUGGGUUGAAAAGAGACUGCGACUAUGCCUUUUAACUCUGUAGCUGGAGCACAAGAAGUGUUUGUUUAAUGAAUGACCUGUCCAUUUAGGACCUAUUUAGACCCUGAGGAUAACCCCGUGAAUUCUGACAGUUCACUGGGUCUGGCCCUUGGGGUUGAUCUCAUUAUGCUGCGGCGAAAACCAACCCGCCUGGAGCUGAAGCUUGAUGACAUCGAGGAGUUUGAGAGCAUUCGAAAGGACCUGGAGAACCGUAAGAAACAAAAGGAAGAAGUGGAUGUCGUAGGAAUCAGUGAUGGAGAAGGUGCCAUUGGGCUCAGCAGUGACCCCAAGAACCGGGAACAAAUGAUUAAUGAUCGAAUUGGUUAUAAACCUCAACCCAAGCCCAACAAUCGUUCAUCUCAAUUUGGAAGUUUUGAAUUUUAGAGGCAGAUUAUCUUGCAUGCCAGAGCCCUGGAAUGGAGUAAAAUCAUGGCAGAAGUACAAAUAAGGUUUAGAGAAUUGAGUGCUUGAAGUCAAGCAGAAUGUUUUACUCCUGCAGAGAAAUACUUCUGCAUGAGAUAACUAAUGCUUACCUUUCACUCUAAGUGGAAAUCCAAACUCUAGUUUAUCUCUGGAAAAUUUGACUCUAUAAAACUUGU